GAAACGUUUUGGCUGGUAAUAGUCAACCAAAUUUGACCCUGGAGAAAGGUCGGAGGAUAAUUCACGUGGACGCGAUGGAUUCGAGCACACAACACUACAUUCUUCGAGAUUUUGCAGUCACAACUCCACAUGCUUAUACGGUCGUCACUCCUUUCCGUUGCUCUGUUUCGGCCGUGAACUCUGUGAGGAGGUUUCAGCGAAUCGAGUAGUAAAGGCGUGGGCGUGGGAGAGCCGUCCAGGCUUUAAACCAGAGUGGGUAUGUGGGACACCUGCGCAAGCACUGGAGUUUUCCCUGCAGCGUCUGAAAGGAAGCAGGCUCUGAGCCAAGGGGAAGGCAGAGGACAGAUAUGGAUGUGUUCCCAAGCUUCCCUGGUGGUUUAUGGCAUUCUCCAAACUCCUCUGCAAGGGUUGUUCCUGACCAAGAAGACCCAAGGAGACCGUCUCUGAAAUAAGUCCGGAUGAAGAACUAAGAGGGAAAAAAUGAAUAUGGUUUUUGCUCACAGAAUGGAUAACAGCAAGCCGCCUUUGGUUGUUCCUACACUUCUGGUGCCCCUCCAAAACCACAGCUGCACGGAAAUGGCCUCCCCUCUGCUGAGCCGAGACCUGACGGAGCUCUACGAGGAGCACGGCUGGAGGAGCAACGGAACAGACCUGCGCUACAGACCGAACCCCGGGGAGGUGGCCACAGCCAGCAUUUUCUUUGGGGCCCUGUGGCUGUUUUCUAUCUUUGGCAAUUCCCUGGUGUGUUUGGUCAUCCACCGGAGCAGGAGGGCUCAGUCCACCACCAACUACUUUGUGGUGUCCCUGGCGUGCGCCGACCUGCUCAUCAGCGUGGCCGGCAUGCCUUUCGUCCUGCUGCAGUUCACCACCGGCCGGUGGGCCCUGGGCAGCGCCACGUGCAAGGCCGUGCGCUACUUUCAGUAUCUCACCCCGGGCGUCCAGGUCUACGUUCUCCUCUCCAUCUGCAUAGACCGGUUCUACACCAUCAUCUACCCUCUGAGCUUCAAGGUGUCCAGAGAAAAAGCCAAGAAGAUGAUUGCAGCGUCCUGGAUCUUUGAGGCGGCCUUUGUGACCCCCGUGUUCUUUUUCUAUGGCUCCAACUGGGACAGUCAUUGUAACUAUUUCCUCCCCUCCUCUUGGGAAGGAACUGCCUAUACCGUCAUCCAUUUCUUGGUGAGCUUUGUGAUUCCAUCCGUCCUCAUAAUCUUAUUUUACCAGAAGGUCGUAAAAUACAUUUGGAGAAUCGGCACCGAUGGUCGAACAGUGAGGCGGACAAUGAACAUCGUCCCAAGGACAAAAGUGAAAACUAUCAAGAUGUUCCUCAUUUUAAAUCUUCUGUUUUUGCUCUCCUGGCUGCCUUUUCAUGUCGCUCAGCUGUGGCACCCCCAUGAACGAGACUAUAAGAAAAGUUCCCUUGUUUUUACAGCUAUCACAUGGAUAUCCUUUAGUUCCUCAGCCUCUAAACCUACUCUGUAUUCCAUUUAUAAUGCCAAUUUUAGGAGAGGAAUGAAAGAGACUUUCUGCAUGUCCUCGAUGAAGUGUUACCGAAGCAAUGCCUACACUAUCACAACCAGUUCAAGGAUGGCCAAAAAAAACUAUGUCGGCGUCUCAGAAAUCCUCCCCACGGCCAAAGCUGUAGCCAAAGACUCAAGCUAUGGUUCAUUUGACAGGGAAGCCAAGGAAAAAAAGCUUGCUUGGCCCAUUAAUUCAAAUCCGCCGAAUACUUUUGUCUGAUUUCUCAGAAUUCUUUCAAUUACUGUUAUGUA
Messenger RNA from Eubalaena glacialis (North Atlantic right whale), 1766 nucleotides. RefSeq names its product G protein-coupled receptor 19 (gene GPR19). Bases 481 to 1734 code for a protein of 417 amino acids. Gene Ontology annotation, biological process: G protein-coupled receptor signaling pathway. Gene Ontology annotation, molecular function: G protein-coupled receptor activity. Lineage: Eukaryota; Metazoa; Chordata; Mammalia; Artiodactyla; Balaenidae. The record is from RefSeq and is a predicted model, not a curated record. Gene Ontology annotation, cellular component: plasma membrane. The transcript is spliced from 4 exons.